Messenger RNA from Dromiciops gliroides (monito del monte), 459 nucleotides. RefSeq names its product translocase of outer mitochondrial membrane 20 like (gene TOMM20L). Gene Ontology annotation, cellular component: mitochondrial outer membrane translocase complex; mitochondrial outer membrane. Gene Ontology annotation, molecular function: transmembrane protein transporter activity. The coding region runs from base 1 to 459 and encodes 152 amino acids. Gene Ontology annotation, biological process: tRNA import into mitochondrion; protein targeting; protein import into mitochondrial matrix. Lineage: Eukaryota; Metazoa; Chordata; Mammalia; Microbiotheria; Microbiotheriidae. The record is from RefSeq and is a predicted model, not a curated record. The transcript is spliced from 5 exons.
AUGCCCUGCGUCCGGACCCUCCUCUGUCUCCUGGCUGCCGUGGGCGCCUGUAGCGCGGCCGCUUUCCUUGGCUAUUGCAUUUACUUCGACAAGAAGCGGAGGGGCGAUCCCGAGUUCAAGCGGCGGUUGCGGGACAAAAGAAGAGCAGAACAGCAAAAGGCUAAGGAACGGGGCGUGCAGGUGAAAGAGUCUUUGAAGAAUGAAAAAUUGCAAGAGUUCUUUCUUCGAGAGGUACAAAUGGGAGAACUUUGGUUAUCCAGAGGUGAACACAAGAUGGGAGUUGAACAUCUCAGCAACGCCAUUUUAGUAUGUGGGCAACCACAGAAACUUCUGCAGGUUUUCAAACAAACACUGCCCCCUAUGGUGUUUGAGAUGUUGAUGCGCAAACUACCCCUGGUAUGCCAGCAAUUUGAGGCAGAAAUGAACGAACAGGAAUGCCUUGAGGAUGAUCCUGAGUGA